UGUGUUGUGAAAAUCACAGAGCAACCGCAAUUGAGAAAAGAAAAGAAAAAAACCAAACCCAACAGCAACAACCAUCAACCCCAUAGAGAUUGAGGGGGACCUCUCCUCCGCCAUUUUCUCUAUUCUUCAAGCAAACUCCAUUCUCUUCUCUCUUCACUCCAUUCAGAUCUUGCUCGGGUUUGGUCUUUUCGCUCUCUUUUUCAUUCGUAUUUAUGGUCGUGUCUUAGAGAUCACUCUCAUUCUAUACGCGUAACCAAUUCACUUCUCUCUCUAUAUUCGUGUCCUGAAUCCGGAUCGCUGGAAAUGGUGAUUUCGGGGCCAAUCACCCCUGGACAGGUGUCAUUUUUGCUUGGAGUUAUCCCAAUUUUUGUCGCAUGGAUAUAUUCAGAGUUAUUAGAAUACAAGAAAACUUCGUCUCCUCCUAAAGUUCAUUCGGACAGUAAUCUGCCUGAUUUGGAAGGGGACACUAUAAAGGAAGAUGACCGAGCUGUUUUGCUUGAAGGAGGCCUCACAAAAUCAGCAUCUGCAAAGUUUCAUGCCUCUUCAAUCAAAACAAACUUAAUUAGGUUUCUUACUAUGGAUGACUCUUUCUUGCUAGAGAAUCGCACAACUCUGAGAGCAAUGUCUGAGUUUGGGAUGAUUCUGGUAUAUUUCUUUAUAUGUGACCGCACAAACAUACUGGGUGACUCUACCAAGACAUACAAUCGAGAUCUUUUCCUCUUCCUCUACUUUCUUCUCAUUAUAGUUUCAGCAAUGACUUCCUUGAAGAAACAUAGCGACAAGUCUUCAUUCUCUGGAAAAUCGAUGCUUUACCUUAACCGUCACCAGACUGAGGAGUGGAAAGGAUGGAUGCAGGUCUUGUUUCUUAUGUACCAUUACUUUGCUGCGACGGAGAUGUACAAUGCAAUUCGUGUCUUUAUUGCUUCAUAUGUUUGGAUGACUGGAUUUGGAAACUUUUCUUAUUAUUAUAUCAGAAAAGACUUCAGUGUUGCACGGUUUGCUCAAAUGAUGUGGCGGCUAAAUUUCUUUGUAGCAUUUUGCUGCAUUGUUCUUAACAAUGACUAUACACUGUACUAUAUCUGCCCAAUGCACACCCUAUUCACUUUAAUGGUGUAUGGAGCCCUUGGUUUAUUUAACAAGUACAACGAGAGCAGCUCAGUAAUGGCCGUGAAGAUGUUUGCAUGCUUUCUUGUGGUUAUCUUGAUUUGGGAAGUUCCUGGAGUUUUCGACAUUCUCUGGAGCCCUUUCACAUUCUUGUUAGAGUAUACUGAUCCUGCAAAGCCAGAUCUCCCUCUACUGCAUGAGUGGCAUUUCCGAUCUGGACUUGAUCGUUAUAUUUGGAUCAUUGGCAUGAUAUAUGCCUAUUUUCACCCUAAUGUUGAGAGAUGGAUGGAAAAGUUGGAGGAAUCUGAAUCCAAGAAGAAACUCACCAUCAAAACAGGCAUUGUGGCAGUUUCCUUAUUUGUUGGAUAUCUGUGGUAUGAAUGGAUCUACAAGCUGGACAAGGUCACAUACAACAAAUACCACCCAUACACUUCAUGGAUCCCUAUCACUGUUUACAUUAGCUUGCGCAAUUUCACUCAGCAGCUUCGGAGUCUCUCUUUGACUCUUUUUGUGUGGCUUGGAAAGGUAACAUUGGAGACAUAUAUUUCCCAGUUCCACAUCUGGCUGAGAUCAAACAUGCCUAAUGGACAGCCUAAGUGGCUUCUUUCUCUCAUCCCUGAAUAUCCAUUGCUGAACUUCAUGCUCACAACUGCUAUCUAUAUUCUGGUAUCUCAUCGUCUCUUUGAACUAACUAAUAGCCUAAAGACAACUUUCAUACCCACAAAAGACAACCGGCGAUUGCUGUAUAAUUGUCUUGCGGGGGCUGCUAUUUCCUUAAUUUUGUAUUGCAUCUCACUCAUUCUGCUUCAGAUCCCUCAUUCACCAGCCCGAGAAAUCAAUACCUGAGAGUAAAUUGGGGGUGAGUGUGUUCAAGUUGGACUUACACGGAAAUGUAGAAGACUGUAAUAAGGGUUGAAAGAUAUUGGUUGCAGAUCUAGCUCAUCAACAAAAACACUUAAAAGAGAUUUGAGGCUAAGUGCUCUCAUAUUUAAAGAUGCCUCUAGCGAAACUUGGUAGUCAAAAAUUGUGCAGUGGAUCGGCAGGGGAUGGAAGGUUUUUUUUUUUUUGUAGAAUUGUGUAUCACCGUAUGUAAUUUUUUUCAUUCGUUGAGUCAUUGAAGAAAAAAUAGGUAACCAUGAGAUAGAUUUGUUGUACUUGUAUGGCAUCUGGAACAAAAAAAAAAACUAAACUGUCAGUAUUAGUGCAAUUUCAUCGUUCAUUUAUUUUUUUCAUUCGUUGAGUCAUUGAAGAAAAAAUAGGUAACCAUGAGAUAGAUUUGUUGUUCUUAUAUGGCAUCUGGAAGCAAAAAAAAAACUGAACUGUCAGUAUUAGUGCAAUUUCAUCGUUCAUUUACCCUG
This is a messenger RNA of Tripterygium wilfordii, 2462 nucleotides long. Its product is annotated as protein REDUCED WALL ACETYLATION 3-like. The transcript is spliced from 17 exons. Gene Ontology annotation, molecular function: acetyltransferase activity. Gene Ontology annotation, biological process: plant-type secondary cell wall biogenesis; xyloglucan metabolic process; xylan biosynthetic process. Bases 304 to 1950 code for a protein of 548 amino acids. Lineage: Eukaryota; Viridiplantae; Streptophyta; Magnoliopsida; Celastrales; Celastraceae. The record is from RefSeq and is a predicted model, not a curated record. Gene Ontology annotation, cellular component: Golgi apparatus.